AUGAAAUUCGGCAAGAGUUUGAGCAAUCAGAUCGAGGAAACGUUGCCGGAAUGGAGAGACAAGUUUCUCUCCUACAAAGACCUCAAAAAACGCUUGAAACUCAUCAAACCAGUGGAGAAAAUGGACCAUGACGGUAACCGUCUGGCGAAGAGGUUGCGGAUUUCCGACGAAGAGUGUCCGGUGGCUGCUGGUGGUGAGUUGUCGAAGGAAGAAGUUGAUUUCGUGCAGUUGUUGGAAGAGGAGGUUGAGAAGUUUAAUUCGUUUUUUGUUGAGAAAGAGGAAGAGUAUAUCAUCAAAUUGAAGACAAUUAGUAUGUUUAGAGUUCAAAUUAUGAGAGAUAGUGUGCUAUUUGAGCAUGACAAUGCAAUAGAUUGA
This is a messenger RNA of Helianthus annuus (common sunflower), 375 nucleotides long. Its product is annotated as SPX domain-containing protein 2-like. Gene Ontology annotation, biological process: cellular response to phosphate starvation. Lineage: Eukaryota; Viridiplantae; Streptophyta; Magnoliopsida; Asterales; Asteraceae. The transcript is spliced from 2 exons. The coding region runs from base 1 to 375 and encodes 124 amino acids. The record is from RefSeq and is a predicted model, not a curated record.